CAAACAGGGUUUGAGGUGCAAAAUAUCUCUAGUUUCUUUCAUCUCCUUCCCGAAUCCUUAGGUAAUCUUUCUAUUGAGUAUGUUCAUGGAAUCAUAAGCAUAGAUUCGUAUAUAUGUCUAUCAUACUCUAUCCUUCGACUGUUGUUGUUAUUAGUAAUUCUACUCGAUUAGUAGAUAACAACAAACAUGCCUUAACAUAUAACUGUUCGAUAGGUCUAAUAAGGAUUUCCGGUAAACCAAAGAAUUUUCCAUGUGGAUCUCUAAUCAACUACUGGAAGAAAUACAGGAGAAAGCAAUCGAUUCUUUCUACGAAUGCAGUACCUCGAAACUCUACGAUGUCUUCUGACGAGGCAAUCGAGGCUUUGAGAUCGAUUACUGAACCUGAAGAGGCAUUUACAGUAUUCAAAUCGAUUGCUGAACUUCCGAAUGUUGUUCAUACUACAGAUACUUGUAAUUACAUGCUUGAGCUUUUUAGGGUUCAUCAGAUGAUAGAUAAUAUGGCUACUGUUUUUGAUUUGAUGCAAAAGCAAAUUAUCUACAGGAAUUUGAAUACUUAUUUGAUUAUCUUUAAAGCUCUUAAUGUUAGAGGAGGGAUUCGUCAUGCUCCACUUGCUCUUCAACGUAUGAGAAACGAGAGAUUUGUUAUGAAUGGAUAUUCGUAUAAUGGUUUGAUUCAUUUGCUUCUACAAUCUGGAUUCUCUAAAGAGGCUCUUGAAGUUUACAGAUUAGCUAUCUCGGAAGGGAUUAAACCUAGUUUAAAGACUUAUUCUGCACUUAUGGUGGCAUGUGGGAAACGAAAUGAUAUCGAAACUGUCAUGUAUUUGUUGCGAGAAAUGGAAACAUUAGGGUUGAAGCCUAAUGUGUAUACUUUUACUAUAUGCAUUAGAGUGCUUGGAAGAGCAGGGAAAAUCGACGAUGCUUAUGGAAUUUUGAAUAGAAUGGACGAAGAGGGUUGUGGACCUGAUACUGUUACGUAUACGGUUCUCAUUGACGCACUCUGUAAUGCGAAGAAACUCGAUCGGGCUAAAGAGGUGUUCUUGAAGAUGAAGUCUAGUUGUCAGAAGCCUGACAGGGUUACUUACAUUACUUUGUUGGAUAAGUUUAGUGAAUGUGGCGAUUUGAAUACGAUGAGGGAAUUUUGGACACAAAUGGAAUUGGAUGGUUAUCCUGGCGAUGUUGUUACCUACACUAUAUUCGUCGAUGCUUUGUGUAAAGCGGGUAAAAUCAACGAGGCCUUUGAGAAAUUGGAAAAUAUGAGAAAUAUGGGAGUUGUACCGAAUCUUCAUACUUAUAAUGCUUUAAUUGGAGGAUAUCUCAGAUUGAACAGAUUUGAAGAAGCGGAUAAACUUUUCAACUCCCUUGGAUCUUUCGGUAUUGAACCUACUGCUUAUACUUAUAUCCUUUUCGUUGAUUACUAUGGGAAAUCGGGUGAACCCGAGAAAGCCAUCUUAACUUUCGAGAAGAUGAAAGCUCGCGGAAUUGUUCCUGAUAUUGUUUCUUUCAAUGCUUCUUUAUACAGCCUUGCUGAACUUGGUAAGCUUAGGGAGGCUAUGGAAAUGUUUGUUGGAAUAAAAAAGAGCGGACUUUCUCCAGACUCGAUUACUUACAACAUGAUGAUGAAAUGCUACAAUAAGGCAGGGAAAAUCGACGAAUCCAUUCUAUUGCUAACCGAAAUGAAGAACAACGGUUGCAAUCCCGACGUUGUGAAUUUAAAUUAUCUGAUCGAUACUCUUUACAAGGCUGGCCGAGUAGAUGAAGCGUGGGAGAUGUUCUACAGAAUGAAGAAUAUGAAACAAUCUCCAACAAUAGUCACUUUCAACACUUUGUUAUCUGGAUUAGGACGAGAAGGGAAGGUAAAAGAGGCGAUUGAACUUUUCGAGAGUAUAUCGGUUCACAGCUUGCGUCCAAACCCGAUUACUUUCAACACUCUCCUCGAUUGCCUUUCGAAAAAUGAGAAAAUCGAUUUGGCGACGAAGUAUCUGUUCGAGAUGAGUGAUGCGAAUUGUUCCCCAGAUGUAUUUACUUACAAUACUUUGAUUUACGGUUUGAUUAAAGAGAAUCGAGUUAAAGAUGCUUUCUUGUUCUUCAAUCAGAUGAAGAAGACACUCCAUCCUGAUUCGAUAACUAUUUUCACGAUUGUCCCCGGUUUUGUGAAGGAGGGUCGGAUUCACGAUGCUUUUAAGAUAAUCGAAGGUUUCGUAUAUCAGGUCAAGUUUAAGGUAAACGGUUCUUUCUGGACUGAUUUAGUCGAGGGCAUUUUAAACGAGGCUGUUGUAGAACAGACAGUUGGUUUAGUUGAAAGACUGGUAUCGGAACGGAUUUGCACUAGCGAUAAGUUAGUUAUCCCGGUUCUUAAAGUUCUACGUAAGCAAAAGAAAAUAACUGACGCCCGUUGUCUUUUUAAUAAGUUUCGAUUGGAUUACGAUGUCCAACCGACGUUACAGUCAUAUCAUGUUCUGAUUGUUGGUUUUCUCGAAUCUAAUCUUUUCGAAACGGCUUGGGACCUAUUUGAGGAGAUGAAAACGGUCGGUUGUGCUCCUGAUGUUUUGACCUACAAUUAUUUGCUCGAUGUUAUGGGUAAGUCCGAUCGAUCGGAUAAAAUUCUCGAGCUUUAUCAAGAGAUGAUUAACAGCGGGUGUAAGCCGAAUACGAUAACUCAGAAUAUAGUAAUAUCGGGUCUGGUGAAAUCUUAUAGAUUGGAUACUGCUAUUGAUUUCUAUUACGAUCUCAUUAGCAGCGGUGAAUUUAGUCCCACUCCUUGUACAUACGGUCCCCUAAUAGAUGGUCUAUCGAAAAAGGGUAACAUGGAUGAAGCUUUGAAAUUCUCGGAAGAAAUGAGGCAUUUCGGAUGCAAACCGAAUUCAGCGAUCUACAAUAUACUCAUAAAUGGUUUGGGAAAAACAGGUAAUGUUGAAGCGGCCCUUGAUUUAUUCAAUAAGAUGGUUAGAGAAGGAAUAAGGCCAGAUUUGAAAUCAUACAGCGUUCUUGUUGAUUGCCUCUGCUCGGAUGGGAGAAUCGACGAGGCUUUUCAAUAUUUCGAGAAGUUGAAAACUACGGGUUUGGAUCCUGAUUUGGUUUCUUACAACCUUAUGAUUAAUGGACUUGGAAAAGCAAGAAGGAUUGAAGAAGCUUUGUCUCUUUUGAAUGAGUUGAAGAAGAAAGGGCUUUCUCCUGAUCUUUACACUUAUAACUCUUUAAUACUGAAUCUUGGUGUAAAUGGAAGGAUAGAAGAAGCUGGUAAGAUGUAUGAAGAGUUGGUUAAUAAGGGUUUUGAACCAAAUGUUUUCACAUAUAAUGCUCUUAUUCGAGGUUAUAGCAUGUCUGGAAAACCCGAACAAGCGUUUGUUGUUUAUGAAAUGAUGAUGGCCGGUGGAUGCAGCCCCAAUACAGGAACCUUCGCACAGCUUCCUAACUAAGAUCGAAAGAAUCGAAAACGAAAACCCAUUUUCAGUUCCUAAGAUAGAGCUUCAUCUAAGAAGAUUAGAUCUCAUGUUAUAUUUUGUUCCUUAUGUAUCAAUUUAAAGAUUGUAUUUUGUAUCAAGAAUUUUGAAGACAUACAAUUCCUUAAAUUACAAAUUUUGUUUUC
Molecule: messenger RNA, 3586 nt
Organism: Impatiens glandulifera
Lineage: Eukaryota; Viridiplantae; Streptophyta; Magnoliopsida; Ericales; Balsaminaceae
Product: pentatricopeptide repeat-containing protein At4g31850, chloroplastic
Exons: 1
Coding region: 114-3416 (1100 amino acids)
Molecular function (GO): protein binding
Source: RefSeq, a predicted model, not a curated record